UGAACAGACAUGAUGCAGAGGAAGCUGGCGCUGCUGGUUGGCAUCACCACGUUUACCCUCCUCCUGGUGCUGAGGUGGGAGCACGUGAUACGCCUGGUGAACCUGAUGAGAAGCGAAAUACCCUCAGCUGAGUCUGAACCGCAGACAGACCAGCCAUCAGCAGAGCCUACACUGAUACCACGGCAACGGGCACCCACGGAGACCAUCACCCCCAUCCCAGGCUCCAGACACUUCAUGGUAUCUGCUUUCAAGGACCACAGACGGGGCGGAGUCAUCCGGGUCAUUAGUAUCAUCUGCAGGCAGGAGCUGCAGCCGCUCUACUGCGUCCUGUGUGCCAAUGAUGAUGCUAAUGCUAACGCUGAUUAUAAUGCUAUCACUGAUGCUAAGGCUCUGAGUCGAUGCACAACUUCACCGGCAGAAGUUGACGUGCACAGUGACAACUUCGGCUUUCCUUUUCACACUUCAGAUGUGUUUUGCACAAGUGGAUCAUUAAAGCAAGCCACACAUGUCAGCAUAACAACUGACCAAACCGCCAUCCACAAUUUGACAUUUUUACUAAUCCAAAACCAAGAUGUCAAGGUAAAAUCAUUUAGGUAUAACUUCACCAUAUGCAUAUCCAACCUGUUUGGGGAGUACAAUAAUGCCCUUCAGUUUGCACAGACCAUGGAGGUGUACAAGCUGAUUGGGGUUCAGAGGGUUGUCAUUUACAACACCAGCUGUGGCCCAGAUGUUGAGAAAGUCCUCAGGUAUUACAGUAGAGAGGGUAUGCUGGAAGUUGUGCCUUGGCCAAUAGACAAGUUCCUAACGCCCUCUACUGGGUGGAAGUAUGACUUGCACCGCGGUGACAUUCAUUAUUACGGACAGCUGACCACUCUGAACGAAUGCAUAUACAGAUAUAUGUACCAGUCAAAGUACCUCCUGCUGAAUGACUUUGAUGAGAUCAUUAUGCCUUACAAACAUGCCAGCCUGGAGAAGCUAAUGGACACAUUGCAGCAGCAACACCCCAAUGCAGGGGUCUUCAGGAUCGAGAAUCACAUCUUCCCCAAAACGCAGUUUGAAGACACUGGGCGAUUUCGUCUGCCUCAGUGGAGGCGUGUGCCUGGUGUGAACAUUCUGGAGCACAUCUACAGAGAGCCAGACAGGAAGAACGUGUUCAACCCCACCAAGCUGCUGAUUGACCCUCGGAGAGUGGAGCAGACUUCGGUCCACACCACGCUGAAGCAGUUUGGAUCCGAUGUUGCGGUCCCGUUCGAUGUCUGCCGCAUCAUCCAUGUCAGGGUCCCCCUGCAAGGACGCCUCUCCAAAGACCAGUUGCUUGUGGACAAGAAACUCUGGGAGUUUGAGAAGCGUUUGAUUCCCAGCGUUGAUCUUGCAUUGAAUCAAUCAGGUCUGCUGUGAACAAAAAACUGUGCUGUAUCAUUAUCUUCUGUCACAAAG
Messenger RNA from Alosa alosa (allis shad), 1437 nucleotides. RefSeq lists its product as uncharacterized. The record is from RefSeq and is a predicted model, not a curated record. The coding region runs from base 10 to 1398 and encodes 462 amino acids. Lineage: Eukaryota; Metazoa; Chordata; Actinopteri; Clupeiformes; Clupeidae. The transcript has 2 exons.